Messenger RNA from Acanthosepion pharaonis, 999 nucleotides. The record is from the annotation of a GenBank genome assembly. NCBI's taxonomy places the organism in Eukaryota, Metazoa, Mollusca, Cephalopoda, Sepiida, Sepiidae.
AUGUGUGAUUCUUUUGUUUUUCCUCUUUCUGGCUUUUUUUUACACCAUUCUUUUAUCUAUCUGUCUGUUUCAUUCUUUGUUCAUUGCUUCUUUUCACCAUUCAACUCUCUUUUUUAUCUCCGCCAUUCUUUCUUUUGUUCAUUCGUUCUUUCGGCUAAUCUUUUUUCUUUCUUUCUAUCAAUCUUUCUUUACUUGAAUCUUUCUUUUGUUCUUUUUUUAGGUUAUUCGUACUUUUUAAUAAUCUUUUCCCUUUCUUUCUUUCUUUCUUUCUUUCUUUCUUUCUUUAGUUUAUUCGUUCUUUCAAUUAAUCUUUUACGUUUCUUUCUGGCAUUAUUUCUUUAUUUUGGGGAAUCUUUUUCCUUCCUUCUUUCCUUCCUUCCUUUAGUUUAUUCGUUUUUUAUGUUAACUUUUUCCCUUCUUACUUUUUUUUGUGAAUAUUUUUCCUUUUUUCUUUUUUCUCUCGAGGUUCAUAUUUUUCAUUUCAUUCGUUCACUCAUUCUUUCAUUCUUUCUUUCUUUCUUUCUUUCUUUCCUCUUUUUAUUUUCUCUUUCGUUCGUUUUCUUUCCUUCUAGCCUUUUUGCGUUUUCUUUCUUUUCAUUUAGUCUUUCUUUCUUUCUUUCUUUCUUUCUUUCUUUCUUUCUUUCUUUCUUUCUUUCUUUCUUUCUGUUAAUCUUUUUCCUUCGUUCUUUUCUUUCUUUCGUUAAUCAUUUUUCUUUCUUUCGUUCUUUCUUUUUUUCAUUCAUUCAUUCUUUUUUGUUUAUUUCUUGUCGAAAUAGGUUCUUCAUCUAUCUAUCUAUCUAUCUAUCUAUCUAUCUAUCUAUCUAUCUAUCUAUCUAUCUCAUUCUGAUUAUUAAAAUCUAUCUAUCUAUCUAUCUAUCUAUCUAUCUAUCUAUCUAUCUAUCUAUCUAUUUCAUUUUGAUUCUAUUGCAUUCAGAUUCUAUCUAUCUAUCUAUCUAUCUAUCUAUCUAUCUAUAUAUCUAUCUAUCUAUUUCAUUUUGA